Strigops habroptila (Kakapo) is the source of this 2893-nucleotide messenger RNA. Its product is annotated as plectin-like. Lineage: Eukaryota; Metazoa; Chordata; Aves; Psittaciformes; Psittacidae. The coding region runs from base 176 to 2893 and encodes 905 amino acids. The record is from RefSeq and is a predicted model, not a curated record. The transcript is spliced from 2 exons.
CAUAUUUGGCUAAUGGUAGCUUCCUGAAGCCUGAUGGUGGUGGGAACUGCUCAUCCUACUUUCUGGACGUACCGUAUAUAUAUGAAUUUUGAAGAAUAAGGAAGCAUCAGUGCGUGAGGCAUAUUCAGAUCUAAAGGCACAGCAAAAUAGCACAAUUGAUGAGAACAGAAAACUCAUGGGAAAGGUAAAAAACCUUGAGCAGAUGUUGGAGGAUGUGAAGAAACAAAAAUUCCAAGUGGAACAGGAGCUUCCUAGACUUAAGGAAGCUGCAGAAAAAGAGCGGAAGAAGCAGCAAAAGGACAUGGAAGAGAUCCGUCUUCAGAAGACCAGGGCUGAGCAAGAGGCAAAACAGUGUCGUAGGGAUCUAGAGAACAUUGAGAAAGAGAAAGCAGAUGCAGAGGAGGAGUUGGAGCAUGUAAGGCAGCUCAUUUUGCAGGCAGAGACUCAAAGAAGUAUACUGGAAGAAAACCUUCGUGCUUUUCGAAAUCAAAUAGAAGAAAGCGCCUUUACCAGAAGAAACCUUGAAGAGCAUCUAAGAAGAAAAGAUACUAAUCUUCAUGAUUUAGAGCAACAAAAAAGAAAAUUAAUGGAAGAGCUGAAGAAAAAAACAGAAGGAGAGGAGAAAUUUAUGAAACUGAUAAAGCAAAUGGAACAAGACCUUGAAUUUAAAGGGAGCCUAUUGGAAAUAAAGAUGCAAGAGAGAGAGAAGACUGAAGCCAGAGGGAAAGUCGUUGAAGGCAGGUACUCUGUAACUAGAGAAACUUCCCUGCCAACUUUGACAGCUGGGCAAGGCAGCCAGUGUAGGACUGAUUCUGAAAUUACAAGUUUCCAGAAGAAGCAAGAAGCCAGAAAGGUAGAAGAGUUUAAACAAAAGGUAGAUGAGCUAAUCCUUGCUAACAGGAAAGCUGAUAAAACUAUUAAAGACCUGAAAUAUGAACUGAAUGAAAUUGAGCUUCAGAAAUCGUCAACAGAAGAAAAGUCUCGUUUAUUAAAAGAAAAACUAGACAAAGUCAAUAGUGAACUUAAAUGCCUAAAAAUCAAGUUGGAGGAAAAAGACCAAGUAGAGCAGGGAUAUUUGCAACGGCUGAAAGAACUGGACAAGCAACUACAUAGAACCACAGAUAAAGCUGAAGAGGUGAUGCAAGAAGCUAUAGAUCUUAAGAAAAUUAAGAUGAACUAUCAGGAGGAGCUGAAAUCCCUUCAGCAAGAAAAGGCACAAUUAAAAAGAGAAGUAGAGGAACUAACUAGGUCAAAGACAAAAAGUGAAAUCACUAUCAAACAUUUAAAUUCACAAAUCUGUUCUCUUCAAAAAGAGAAGCUGGCAGCUGAACACAAAACACAGUCAUGCAAAGGAGAAGCAAAUAAUCUUCAAGACCAAUAUGAGAAAAUUCAAGAACAGUUGCUUCAAAAAACAAAAGUAGAGAAAGAAAACCAGCAGGAAAUUCAGAUGCUGAAGAAUGAAUUAGCCAAAAGUAAUCAGGUGUCAGAAACAUUGAAACGAAAGAUAGAAGACCUUAAUAAAUGGAACACUGACACAAAACUACUGAUGAAGCAAAUUCAGUCUGAAUCGGAGAAGAUGACUUUGGAAAAACAAAGUAUUCAGAGAAAAAAUGAUGCAUUAAAAUCCCUAGCAGAUGGUUUCAAAGAACAACUGCAUACAACAAAUGAACAAUUGCACAAACAAACAAUAAUGGAGCAAGAAUUCAUAUGUAAAAUCAAAAGCCUAGAAGUCGAUCUAGCAAAAGCAAAAGAUGUAGCUAAUGAAUAUAAACAAAAAUGCGAUAAACAAAAUGCUUCCACCCUAACCACUGACCGGGAGGUUAAAAAUCUAAAUGCCCAAAUAAAUGCUCUAACUAUGGAAAAGAGAUUGAGUGAGCAGAAGAUACAACUACAACAAGCUCAUAUACAAGAGCUAAGUAGUAAAUUAAAAAAAUUACAGGAUGAACUCCAUCAAAAGACUCUGGAUGAACAAAUGGCACGCAAGAUGAUGAUUCUGUUUCAGGAAGAAUCCAUUAAAUUUAAACACUCUGCAGAGGAAUUUAGGAAAAAAGUUGAAAAAUUACUGGAAUCCCAUAGCAUCACAGAAAAGGAUAUUUCUGACAUAAAACUAGAAUGUGUUGCUCUUCAGCAGGAAAAGCAUAUGGCUGAGGAAAACAUCAUGCUGUACAAGGUACAGAUGGAAGAUCUGCAAGAAAGGCUUAAAAAAUGUCAUGAACAACUACAGCAAGGGAAGCAGGCUGAAAUGGACUAUCAGCAGAAGUGCAGGAGACUUGAAGAAGAAUUGGAAGCACAGAAGCGCAUGGUUGAGAGCUUGAAACAGAAAAUGGAUCUGCAGCUCAGAGAGAGUGAACAUAGGUUUCUUUUGUUUCAGAAUGAAGUUCACCAAAAUAAUAAACUUCAAGAUUGUGGAUUCAAACUGAGCUGUGAGAGAAGAGGGAAUGAUUUCAAUUACCUGAGUGACACCACAGCUCGAGAGUUUGAGCAGCUUCCUCCACAUGCAAAACCUAGCUCACCUUUGUUAAGGCAGAAGCAGGAGAGACCAGGUUUUAAAUCUGAUCAGAUAGAAGGAAAUACAUUGUACAUGAGUGCUGAUGAUAGGAUGCCGAGAGAGGUGGAGUUCCAGAUGUCAAGAAUAAACCAAUCGGGAGAAGAAAAUUCAAGCCCACAAUCUUUUACGGAGUUGAUUUCUCAAACGAGUACACACUUUGAGAUAACUUUCGAUAAAGGAAGCCAAAUAUCUGGAACAUCUGAAUGGGAUACAUUGAGAAACAGGAACCUACACAGUUCCAGACAAACUAUUAGACAUGGAGAAGACAUGAAACAUGAAUUGGGAGUGGUAAAACUGCAUCCCUUGGAGGUACACACUACCUUUUGUGAGGGUUUGCCUUUCUAG